CUGGACAAGCAGAUCUGCUUACCUGUUUCUACCAUUCGUGUCAUUGAGCCUGUGCAUUCCAGCCACGAACUACUGAAAGGGUCUUCUUCCUUACAGGGCAAUGAGGAUCAGAGAAAGGAUCCCAAAAAAGCAGAAUGUAAAUACUUGGGGAUAUUACUAGUUUCAUUCUGUGAUCAGGACACAGUGGAAUAUGUUAAUCUAACUGGAGAGGUGAGGAAUCAUGUGCGUAUAGCAGGAAUGUUGUUGUUGAACUGACAAAUUCUGAUUGAUUGGGUUGCCUUACCUACCUUGGUCACCUUGAAAUUUGGGUUUAAAAUAAUAAAAGCCAGCACCUAUUUUUUUUUUUCUUAAACAAAAAGGAAGCCUAUUUUGGUUAGGCUUUGUUUCCAAGAGCUCCCCUCACCUGUGAAUAUUUCACCACCACCUGGUUUGGUACCAUCCUUUUCGUUGAGGUGCUUUUUGAUACUGAACUUCCUUAAAAUACAGUGCCUUCUCAGACAGCAAGUGUAUGGUGGAGAAAGCAAAGUUGACAUGAUGCAGCUUACACCAAUCUUUAAGCGUUUAAAAAGCUGAGUCCCUGCCAGGUGUCUUGGUCUGGACACUUACAGUGCAAGGCGUGUUCCACCUGUUAUUUAGCAGGUAAAUUAUUUUGUUUCCAUUGACUAGGACAGUGAAGCUGUUCUUACACUGGCUUUCACCUGAUUCUGAUAAAAUUUCUUGAAAUAGCCAUUACUAGAAAUAUUUCUACAGCCUUUAUUGAAGCUCUUGAAAUCCCAAGCAGAUGACAACUCCCCGUUAUCUUGUGAAUGCCAACAGCCAGGCCUGGGCUGCGGCCUCUCCUGCAAAUGUAGAUCCCAUGUUGGGCUUCAACAGUGUUAUUCUUUCUCUUGCCAGUGAAACCUCAUUCCUAGUCCACAGAUCCGUCUGUCUCAUGACCCAGAGCCACAUGAGUCCUUAAGAAAUUUACAUUUUUCAGGAAGUCUUGCCAAAUUCUACAUGGCUGGGAAGAUCUUUUCUGUUUUUAUUAAACCACAUGUAGUAUGGACUCUUUUCCAACUAAAUCAGCAGAAAUAAAACAGACUUGCCACAAAUGACAUUCCUUUCUCAAAGGCAGUAGGUUCUAUUACUUGUGGUGUUGCGUCACUUACUAGAACUAAUAUACUUCUGACCUUAAAGGUAUUUUAAAAAACAAAGGAAUGAAGAACUGUGCCAUAGGAGCAUUGGGGAUAAUUCAUCUGAGAAGUACUAAAUGAAUUUUAGACUCCUCUUCUUAUUGGUAGUUUAACAUCAUCCAAUGACAGUGUUGCUAUCCAGCACUUAACUGUAUAAUAUGGAACAGAGAUUCUUGUUUAUGCCUUGUCGGUCCCUUAAGGUGUGCCAUAGAUAUUAAAAAAUUGUUGUUUCUGUACAGGUAGAUAGCUACUUUCAAUACACCACUCAAGUCAGUCGCAAUACAAGAGCAGUUCAGCAAUUAUGAUGACCGUGAGCCGUGCACCUGCUCCUGCAACCCAUGCCCACCGUUUUCUAGUUUAAAAUGGGUAAUUCACUUUUCUUUUUAAAAAAAAAACCCAAAAGUUAUGGUCUGGAACCUUUUCUGCCAACUGCCUGCACAAAGCAGGAUUGUGCUCGUAAUUUUGAUUUGUUAACAUCUGAAGGGCACGCACUGGGCUUGUCCCUCAGGUCCAGCACAGCUGCCAGGUGAGUCCCGCUGUCCUGUGGACAUUGCCCCUCACCUCCCCCUGUGCUGGGCUCUGCACCAGAGGCUGGGCUACCAGCGCAGCUCUGCAUGGGUGGGCUCUGCAAUGGGAAAAGGCGAGGGAGAACAAGAGUAGCAUAUAAAUCAGCUGAAAUUAAUUAUGAAAUAGUUUUAUAGUUUUAGCUUUUCUUAGGUGGGUAGCAAUCCAGUGUCCAGGUCACCAGUGCCAACAAAUCUCGACACUAUGUUAGGGGGCAAAUGCUGUUUUGGCUUGAGCCCUUGAUUAGUCAGAAUAAGGUCAGUUCUUAAACAAAACAAAGCAAAAAAAGGCAAAAAAAAAAAAAAAAGCAAGGAGGGUAUAUAGUGCUUUGGCUUAGAAGUAAACAACAACCAACCUUCAUUUACAUUACUAGCUGACCUGUGCUAUGAUCUACAGAAUGCUUAAAAAAUUUUAAUAGUGCAGUUUUUAAGUACAAAGGAGUUAUUUCCAGUGGCAUGUUUUGCUUUUGUUUGCCUUUCUAACCAAGAAGAACCAGCUUUCCUGCUUGUUGCUGGCCUACUAUCAACUUGCUCUGCAACAACAUAAUCAACUAACUUGCAAAAAAUAUCCAUGUUCAUCACAUAGCACAGAUAGAAGACAGGCUGGGAAGAAAUACAGAACAAAAAAAUAAACGGAAUUUAUUUUCUCAGGGUUCUGUUUUUCUAGCAAGUGAUAAGGUGGUAUAGAUAUUGCAGAUUUUUUUGUUUUUCUGGAUGAGGUUUUUAGGUGUAGGGUACACUAAUUUCAUUUCACAGCUGUUUAAAGUUGUUCCUGAAGUUCACCUCAGCAGUAGCUUUCAAAAACACUUUGAAAAAAUAAUCAGUUUAAAGCUAAUUUAAUUAAUUUCAUGAGAGGGCUGUGGAGUGUAACUGCUUCUUAAUGCAUAUGCACUGCAUAGAAGAAUUUGCUGUGGAUUCUUUAAAACCUGUGUACCAGUUAUUUCAGUUUAACUUUGUUUUUGUGGUAUGGAAGAAUUCUGUGGUUUGAUCAUCUUCGUAAACUUAUAAUCUGUAAAGUGCCAUAGACUUUUUUUUAAUUGUAGCAUAUUUAAAAAAAAUAUAUAUAUAUAUACACAAACUCGUGUGAGAUGUGCAAUACCAGGAAUGGGGUUUGUUUUUUUGUUUUAUUUUUCUUAGCUUUUGCUUUUAAACCAUAUAUUUGAAAAGGGACUUCCCAGGGAAGAAGUGGCUGAAGUUCUGGUGGUGUGGAGAAACUAAAGCAUAGAGUAAUGCAAUAGAAUCACUGAUUUUGAAGAUUAAUACAAGAAUAGUAACAGCAGCUUAAGGAUUUAACAAAAAUCUCUUCUAGUUUGAUUUGAAAUACUCAGAUUUAUGUAAUACAGACAAUUCGAAUGUGAUGCUGUGUCCAGCUCUGGCUAUAUACAAUCUAAAAGCUACAAAGGCCUAGCAAGGUUUCUGAAUGUGCUUUAUUUAUAAUGUGGCACUGCAAAAAAACAUUGCUACUGAGCUAUUUCUGGGUUGUCUGCAUCACCUUUGUAUCUGUCUUAAUCAAUAAAGUUCCCUGGAUUUUGGGAUGUUUUUUCAGCCAAAUCAUUUCCAUUUUGCAUUGUUAUCCCACAUCAGAGUCUCUCACGUCCCAGUGGUAAACACAGACGGGCUCAAGCCUUCCUGGGAAGCGGUGGGCACAGGUGCCCACCUCAGGGGCAGGACGGAGCCCAACAGAAGCAGAGUGCGGCAGCAACGUAUACACCACAGCUGCUUCGUAUAGGAAAAGCGGCUGUGGCAAUCCUGCUAGAGUAGCUUUUGAGCCAUGGUUUAUUUGUGGUACUCUUUUUCUGUUCUUGAAUCACCACUAUGUACAUUUUUUUUAGCAUGAACUAUGUACCUAAUGUGUUAUUUUUAAUCUAAAUUUCAAUUAAAAUGUGAGUUUUCAAACUUUAAAAGGAGUCUGACUACCUUACUUCAAGCAUUUUGGACAAGUUGAGCCACAGCAAGGUCGCUUUAAUUGUAGCUCUAAUAGCAUGUAAGAUCCCAGCCUGCUGAUGUUGUGUUUCAGAUUUCCAUCUCACUUCAACAAUUACUACCACUUUUACUGAUCAAAAAGUAUGUGAUCUGAAAUUGUAGCUAUCUGUUAUACAAUACAGUUGCAUUAAAGAGACUUUCCAAUUGAA
Molecule: messenger RNA, 3867 nt
Organism: Columba livia (rock pigeon)
Lineage: Eukaryota; Metazoa; Chordata; Aves; Columbiformes; Columbidae
Product: LHFPL tetraspan subfamily member 2
Source: RefSeq, a predicted model, not a curated record